UCAAUUUUAUUGACUGGAAGUUUGAAAACAUGGAAACCGUUUUACAUCCGGAAAGAUUGGAUUUGGACCCCCAAGACCUUGAAGCAGCUUUUGCUUUUGAACUCUGGCUUGCAUGCUUCCAAUCAUACUUGGAGGAGGUUCGUGCGACUGACCCUGCUGUUAUGCACAGAAUUCUCCUCUCGAGGGUCACCCCAAAAGUUUAUUCAAUUAUCAGAGACCUGCCGACCUACUAUGGGGCACUGGACGCCCUCAAAAGACAGUACCUGCGGCCUGUGAACACCAUCUAUGCAAGACAUCGCUUAGCUACCCGGCGACAGCGGCCUGGAGAAUCGAGCGCCGAGUUUUUCCGAGCACUACAGACACUCGUCCGAACUUGUGACUGCAAGACGCUCACGGCAGAACAGCAUGCAGAGCUGCUAGUACGGGAUGCCUUUGUGACAGGACUGAGGUCAGUGUACGUGCGCCAGCAGCUGCUGGAAAAAGCCGAUCUUACCUUACACUCGGCGAUCGAGACGGCCGAUACUCUGGAAGCUGCGCUGCACAACGCUGACACUGUCCAGCCGCGCGAUUCCCCGCCAGUUCCGUGGAUGCCUCAGACCCCGCCACCGCCGGUUCCCGCGAGCGAAUUCGCCAACGCCGCUGCCAGUCGCGAUUCCACGAGCUCCCCGAACCCAACCAUGGCUGCGGCCCGUCAAAAGCCCGUGCUGUGUUAUUUCUGUGGAGUCGGUAAACAUCCUCGAAAACGCUGCCGGGCGCGAGAAGCGACCUGCUCCAGCUGUGGAAAGUGGGACCAUUUCGCCAAGGUCUGAAGUCUAUCACUGGGACCACUCUACCAGUUUGGCUGACGUCCCCGGGGCCAGUGCUGCUCCGGAAACAUGUGAGGAGUAAUAAAUACUCCCUGCUGGUCGAGAGGGUUCACCUUCUACAUGCAAACCCCCAGUAUGCCUACGUGGUCUUACCUGAUGGGCGGGAGGACACGGUCUCCGUCCGCGACCUGGCGCCCGCAGGUGCAGCAGGCCACUACCCUGAAGACUCUCCGGUAACUAUGAUUCCUGUACCCAAGGUGACACCGCGCUCACCAGGCCCUACACAGAC
Messenger RNA from Hypanus sabinus (Atlantic stingray), 1095 nucleotides. RefSeq lists its product as uncharacterized. The record is from RefSeq and is a predicted model, not a curated record. The coding region runs from base 30 to 809 and encodes 259 amino acids. The transcript has 2 exons. Lineage: Eukaryota; Metazoa; Chordata; Chondrichthyes; Myliobatiformes; Dasyatidae.